AUGCCUGUACAAUCUGGUUCAGGUGAGAGCUGUUAUGGACUCCCUAUCAAGAAAAGGCCGGCUGUCAAAGCAUUGAAGUCAGAAGGAUCGCUUGACAGUGGUGUUAAUGGCCGUGAAUUCAACACUGCUUCUAUGCGGCAUAGUAAUGUGGUAGUCUCAUCGAACGUCAUCAUAACAUCUUUGGAGACAAAUGGUUUUUAG
This is a messenger RNA of Macrosiphum euphorbiae (potato aphid), 201 nucleotides long. Lineage: Eukaryota; Metazoa; Arthropoda; Insecta; Hemiptera; Aphididae. The record is from the annotation of a GenBank genome assembly.